Molecule: messenger RNA, 2379 nt
Organism: Rhipicephalus sanguineus (brown dog tick)
Lineage: Eukaryota; Metazoa; Arthropoda; Arachnida; Ixodida; Ixodidae
Exons: 8
Coding region: 1-2040 (679 amino acids)
Molecular function (GO): protein binding
Source: RefSeq, a predicted model, not a curated record
AUGGUCAGGACGAAGGACCCAAUCAUUGCAGAACAAGUUGCCAUUGCAUUAGCACUGACGAUGGAGGAUAUCGAAGUCAUCUACAGUGAUUCAAGCGCAGCACUACGGGCCUUCGCAAAUGGUACGGUCUCGGGAGAAACGCUACGAAUACUACAAGGCAAGGAAAUCACGCAUCACCUGCUGAGUUGGUUCCCGGCUCACCUUGGUCAAAUCAAGGACUCCCCUCCCAAUCUCAAUGAAGCGGCACACGAGGCGGCGCGAGACCUCUCCAACCGCGCCUCCCCGGGCAUGCGUUCUAAUGAUACGGAGCAAUGGGAGCUGACGUGCGGCGAAGGCGGCGUUGGCGACCAUCCCCCGGCGAGGCAUAACCAUUCGUGCGUGGUGCACCAGGGCGCCAUGUGGAUUUACGGCGGACUCACGGAUCUACACGAACGGGCCGACUUCUGGACGUACCACUUCGACACAGGUCGCUGGAGCCGGAUUCGACAACCGAAGGGCGCUCCCACCGAGCUACACGGGCACGCUGCGGUACAAGCCCAAGGCUUCAUGUACCUCUUCGGCGGAGAACGGGCGGGCGCUGCUAACAAUGACCUAUGGAGGUUCCACUUUGCGAGCGAGACGUGGGAGAAGGUCGCGGUGGAAGGCACCGUGCCCACGCCCCGGUGUCGCCACGUGGCCCUGGUCAACCCGGGACUGGCCACGUGGGCCGACCGCGUGUCGGCCACCAAGGAGGACGAGGAAAGUGGCACGGCGCUGCACCAGCACCGGCCGCGACACGGCAGGGCCGCCUCGCUGCGCUUCAAGGUGCACCCGGUGUCCCGGUUGUGCAGCAAAAGCACGGGUUCCCAGGACGACGACGAGGACGACGACGUCGGAUGCGCGUACGGAGGAUGCGGAGCCCAGGUCAAUCUCAGGUCCCUGAAGGAGAAGCUAUCCAGCAGCCGGCUGGUGCGCAGCAUCUCCAGCGGCAACUACUCGGUGAGCAGCGCCGUGCGCCGAGACGAGACCGAAAAGCUGCUCGAAGGAGCAGACCCGGCGUCCGGCGUGCCCACGCCGCAGGCCAUCCAGAAGUCCGCGAGCACCGACGCCGUUCUCGAGGCCUCCGACAGCAGCGGGGAGUCGACGCCCCAGCACCAGCGCAAGCGGCAGCUGAGCGUGCGCGUGCGGCCCCUGUCGGAGAUACUGCCGCGAAACAGGGACUGCUCGGUGCCCGUGCCGCCCGGAAUGCUCAGCCCACCGCCACAGGGUGGCAGGUCCCGACGCAUCACCAGUUCGCAGAGCUUGAACACCUUCAACGUGUCUUCCUCGGCGGCGGCCCCUGCACGGUCCGGUGCCAGCUGCUGCUGCACGCCCACCGCGACCACCGGAGGGGGCAGCGACCAGCAGCACACGCCCUGCGAGAACGCUACCGACCCGCGCGCGGACCUGCUCAUCGACCUCGACCAGAGCAACGUCAGGUACCGUGUGGGCGGACCCCGACGCUCGACGAGCAGCUACACGUGGUUCUCGGACGCGAGCAGUUCGGGUGUACCGGCCAGCUCGCCUCUGCAAUUGUCACACAGUGCAUCUCACUGCUCGGGCUACUACUCGUUCGCCGAGGACGACCCGGAGCUGCAGCGUGACAUUAUGAACUUCCUGACGGGACACGGACCAAGGUCGCGGCCCUCGUCGCUCAACUCCGCCACGGCCGCCGCCAUCGAGCUGAGCACGUUCAGCGCAGCCGCCCAGCCGGGCAUACAGGUGGUAAAGGAGCGCGCGCGCUCCUGGGACCGCGUGUCGCAGCGCACGCCCACCGUGUGCAGCCAGGCGGCCGUUGUGGUGUCCAAGCGGGCGCCCAUCCAGGCCAUCAAGGAGGAGAGCUGCCAGAGCACGCCCGUGCGCCUGCGCAGCGCCACCGGCCGAGCGGGACACGGCAGCCCGCCCGGAGGGCGCACGGAGCUUCACCAGUGGCGACUUUGCUUCUACGUGUUUGGAGGCCGAGAGCAGGGCGCCCCGGGACUCUACCGGCAGCCCAUCUCCAUCUGGAAGCUCUACGUCUGAGGAAGCCACGAUAGCCCCGAAUCCAGCGCCGCACUAUUCUUCGUGUGGCACUAUUCCUCGUAACGUCCGUCGACCACUGGGAAGCUAGAAGCAGCUGCGUGCUCUUUUGCCCCGCAACUGGGGAACCCAGCCUUCUACAGUGGACUUGGUCUUGCCGACCCUAAAACGAAAUCGAGAAAAGAGUUAGGCUCCGAUGACUGUCUCAGUGUCGGCGUUAAAUAAUGGAUGCGAUGACACGGGAAAUGAGUGAAUUCGGUGCCGAUGCGAUUUCGUAGCGCCUUGGCGUGGUGUUUUGCCUGCUGGCACCCUUCGGUAAAUGUACAGUACUCACGGAUUGAA